Molecule: messenger RNA, 164 nt
Organism: Cetraspora pellucida
Lineage: Eukaryota; Fungi; Glomeromycota; Glomeromycetes; Diversisporales; Gigasporaceae
Source: the annotation of a GenBank genome assembly
AAUUAAGAUUUUUUGAAAAAAUAAAGUUAGAAAUUAAAGAAGCAGAAUUAAGAGAUGAAAUGAAAUCGAGAGAUAAAGAACUGGAAUCAAGAAAUAAAGAAGUAGAAUCAAGAGAUAAAGAAGUAGGUAUUAAGCCUGAACAUUGCUCUAAAAAUAGAUUUUAA